AAGCAACAAAGAACCCUAAUUAUAAAAAACAAGGAAAUGGCAAAGCUAUCAUUGGCUUUGGUAUUUGCCUUGACAUUCACAAUAUUGGGUUUCCCAGUCCGUACAGUUGUGGGUGAUGACGUCAGCAGCAAUAAUGUGUGGCUGAGCAUGUUCAAUCAAGCAAGCCUAAGCCAAGCUGGUGGUCUCUACUCUUCUUCAUCAGUUUCUGAGAGCACCAUUGAUGAAGCAAAGAAGGCUCUUGCAGAACACGAAUCAUCAUCAGCUUCAUCGUCGUAUUUGGAAGGUGUUAGAAACUCGAUUGCUCAAGCUGCUGCCAAGAAGGCUGCUGCUGAUGCUUUGAGUGGUUUCGGUUUUUCCACUCCCUCUCCUCCUUCUCUCCCUAAUUUCAGUGAUUGGGUUGAACAAGCACGCAAUAUGGAGAAAGGUAUAUUUAAGACUAAAGCUCCAGUGGAAGCACCAGCAGCUUCACCUUCAACUGCACCAGCAGCAUCACCUUCAGUGUCACCAGCUGCAUCACCAAGCUCUGCACCAAACACUGCACCAGUUGCAUCACCACAAACUGCACCAGUGGCAUCACCAAAAUUGACCCCAAGAAACAUACUCUUUUGGUGGUCCUCACUCAAAGCCUAA
Molecule: messenger RNA, 630 nt
Organism: Arachis duranensis
Lineage: Eukaryota; Viridiplantae; Streptophyta; Magnoliopsida; Fabales; Fabaceae
Exons: 2
Coding region: 37-630 (197 amino acids)
Source: RefSeq, a predicted model, not a curated record